AUGAAGGCUAUAACUUUAGACAAAGAAGAGGGCAAACUAUCUCUUAAGCUGCAAGACGUCCAAAUCCCUAUUCUUAAGCCUGGCCAAGUCUUAAUCAAGGUAGAAUAUUCUCCUAUUCAUUCUUUAGAUUUGAAUUAUAUUGAAAACGCUUUAAAUUGUCAAACCUGCACUCCAAAAAUCCUCGGCCGAGAAGGCUCAGGUGUCGUAGUUCGAUCACAUCCUCUUUCAAAAUCAUGGAGACUUGAAGGAAAACGAGUCAGUUUUAUUAAAUUAGAUGAAAAUGAAGGCACUUGAGCUGAAUAUGUCGUAUGCAACUCAAAGGAUUGUAUAAUCUUAAAUAAUGAUUUAAGCUUUAUCUCAGGAAGCUCAAUGAUGUAUAACCCUUUAGCCGUACUUAUGGUCACAGAACAGAUAAAAAAGCACAAUCAUACUUGCAUAAUACAGGCUAACUCGUUUUCUGUGCUCGGGAAAAUGAUGAUUAAUUGGAGCCGUUUUAUUGACGUCAUAUGCAUAAAUAUUGUAGAUUCAGAUGCAGAAAAAAAGAUACUUAAGAAAUAUAAAGCAGAUUAUACCUUAUUUAAUGAAUAUUUUCAAAAAUAAAAAAUAAAGAUAAAGAGGAUUUUUAGUAGAAAUAGGAAUACAUUGUAAAUAAAAACAAAGAUAAUUUCAGCACAAAGCUCACUCCCCCCCCCCUUUAAAUUGGAACAAAAUAUCGGUAAAAUUUCCACUUUUUUGGUAAAUUAACCCCCCUUUUAAAUUGGAACAAAAUUUAAUUUUAUAAUAAAAAAUUAUAUAUAAAUUUUUAUCUAAAAAGUUUUGAUAUAAGUUAAAUGUUUCUUCUUAACUAAAAUUAAAAAUUUAUUAAUAUCUUGCUCUUUUUUAAAGAAAAAAGUAUAAAGAGCAUCUUAUUUAAAUAAAUUUAUUAUCCUUAAUUGCUAAAUUUUAAAAAAAAAUUAAAUUUUUGUUUUUUUUGAUAAAAAUGAUAUUUUUUAUUUGGAUAGUUUUGAUAUAAAUUCAAUAGGAAUUCUUUAUAAAAUUUCAAAAUUUACUUAUUUCUUGCUUUAUUUUUAAAGAAUAGAGUAUAAAUAACAUCUUAUUCAAACAAAAUUAGCACUUUGAUCGAUAAAUUUUCCAAAAUUUUUUUUUUUAAUUUUUUUUAUCAAUAAAAAUAAUAAUUUUUGUGUAAAUAAUUUUGAUACCAAUUAAUAUUGGCGUAUUAACUAAUAAUGAAAAUUUAGUUAUAUCUUGCUUUAUUUUAAAGGAUAAAGAGUAAAUAGCGUUUUAUUAAACAAAUUUAUUGAUCUAAUUCGAAAUUUUUUUUUUUUAAAAUUUUUAUAUUUUUUAUAAAAAAUUUUUAUAUUGAUAUUUUUUUAAAAAAAAAAAAUUAACCCCCCCUUUAAAUUGGAACAAAAUUUUUAGUUCCAAUUUAAAGGGGGGGGAGUCAGAAAAAUUUGCAAGUCACUUCACCCAACUUGUGUAUUACAGUAUGAAAAUGAAGAGGUUGACAAUGAAAUAUUUGAUGCUUUAGAGAUCGGAGGAGAAAUGGUAAUUGUUGGGGACAGCCCAAGAGGCAAAAUAAAUGGGAUUCCAGCAGAUAAUAUGAUUAUUAAUCAGAAAAAAAUAAGAGGAAUAAGCACCAAAAUUUGAUAUGGAGAAUUAAACCGCCAAGAAAGAAGAUCCUGUUUUAAAAUCUUAUCUAUUUUAUAUAAAUAUGAUUUUUUAUAAAAAAUAAAUUUGCUAUAUAGAAAUUGAUGAAAAAUGGAAUAGAAAAUUUCCGCUUAAUUUUAAGAACUGAUUUAUCAGAAAUAUUUUCUGCGUCACAAUUAGAAAUAGCCAUCAAUUCAUUUAAAAGUUAUGGAAAGGGAGAAGCUUCACUUUUUUCUUUUAAAGGUUUGAGUGCUCAAGUUUCUGAGUCAACAUAUGAGGACAGCGAAGACAGUGAAUAUGAAGAAGAUGAUGAUUUUUUGUUUUCACUAGAAAAGCUCAUUAGACUGUACAGGCUGAAGCUAAGCCCUGAUAAGCUAGUCCCCCGAGAAAGCUUUCACAUAAAAAACAAUUCAGAUUAUAUAUAA
Messenger RNA from Blepharisma stoltei, 2072 nucleotides. The record is from the annotation of a GenBank genome assembly. NCBI's taxonomy places the organism in Eukaryota, Ciliophora, Heterotrichea, Heterotrichida, Blepharismidae.